Molecule: messenger RNA, 2396 nt
Organism: Aphanomyces astaci
Lineage: Eukaryota; Oomycota; Saprolegniomycetes; Saprolegniales; Verrucalvaceae
Exons: 12
Coding region: 43-2277 (744 amino acids)
Cellular component (GO): membrane
Molecular function (GO): ATP hydrolysis activity; ABC-type transporter activity; ATP binding
Source: RefSeq, a predicted model, not a curated record
GAGGGGCAGUGUCCUUUCGUUUGGCUAGGGUGACGACGGGGCAUGGACCAGCUCACGAACGCCCUGGCGUUUGCCAACUGCUCCAUUACAACCACCAAGGCGCAUGAGCUCAUCUUGGACGUGGGGGCGCAGCGGCGGAAGGAACUCGAGCUUGUGGACACGCAGUACAGUAACGCGCUGCUCGGCGUGAGUUUCGUGACGGUGUUUGGCAUUUGUCUCUGCUCGCUGUAUGCGUUCUACCGCAGCCACAUGUUCCAUUUGCACGUGCGCGCGGAAAUAGCCCACCUCGCCACGACCGAGACCAAGUCGCUGCCAGCGUUCCACGGCACACUCAUGGAUCAUGCCAUGGACAAGUCGCCCACCGCGGGCCCGUGCACCAUUUCGUUUGCGUAUUUGUCGUAUUUCGUCCAAGAAACAUCAUUGAAAGGCGCACCAGAAAAGCAGAUUAUGCACGACGCGUCGGGGACCUUCAAGCCUGGCCGUCUCACCGCCAUCAUGGGUCCGUCUGGUUCGGGGAAAACCACUCUGCUAAACCUCGUGAGCGGUCGAGUGUUCACGGGCAGCUACUACGGCUACCGCUUACUCAAUCACGAACUGACGUCGCCGACAGACUACGACGUGUUCAUGUCAUCGCAGGGGUAUGUCGAGCAAACCGACACGUUUAUCGAGACCAUGACGGUGCGGGAAAGCUUGCUUUUUUCCGCGUACUUGCGCCUCCCCGACUCGAUGACCCUCCGUGAAAAGAUCGAACGCGUCCAGACCAUCCUCCGCGUCGUGCAACUCGACGACGCGGCCAACACGAUCAUCGGGGGGCUUCUCAGCGGCCUCAAAGGGCUCUCGGGGGGCCAAAAGCGGCGGCUGUCGAUUGCCACCGAGCUGCUGCGGCUGCCGUCCGUGCUAAUUCUGGACGAACCUACGAGUGGCCUGGACUCGACGUCUUCCCUUUUGCUUGUGCAAAUGCUGGCAUCGCUUGCCAACCAGCAAGGCCUGACGGUCGUGUCCACAAUCCAUCAGCCCCGCGCCGAGAUCUUCGACUUGUUUCAUGACGUGGUGCUCAUGGACAAGGGCGGGUUUUUGAUUUACUGCGGCCCGUCACAUGAUGCUAAGACACAUUUGGCGGCGAUGGGGUCGCUUACCAUUCGUCCGGAUACGUACAUCAACCCAGCGGACUUUAUCAUCGACGCCCUCGGGUUAGAUCCAGAGAAAGAAGCGACCAAACUGUCGGCGCUCCAAGUGGCCACCACAACCGACUCGUCGCCGUUCUUAAACCACUGGAAGGCCAGCAGUUACUUUGCCACUCUCAUGCAGUCCCUCGCGCACUACUCGGACGUGCCGGCGGAGCGCCGCGUGUACAAAGUGCCAAAGCAGUCGUGGAUUCACGUGCAAACGUGGACAUGUUUCGAACGCCGGUACAGCCGGCUCUACGGCAAGAAAAUCGACUUGUUGUACAAAAUUGGCCAGAUUGUGGCCGUGGCGAUAGUCAUUACGACUGCGUUUAGCUACACGCCACUAAGCCAACUCACGCAAGACCCUCGGUUUACCCCCAACGACAAGCAGAUCAUUCGGGAAUAUGGACUGUUGUAUCAAAACGUAAUGUUGCUCUUUACGAUCAGUGCAUACGGUCUCGUGACCGAGUAUCUGAAGAACGUCCCCGAGUACUUUAUCGAACGCCCCCUCCUCCUGCUCGAGCGCAAGUCGAACGCGUUGAGCUAUUACCCGUACGUGUACGCUGCGUUCCUCAUUGAGACGUUCGAAGGUGUCGUGAACUCGAUUGUGCUCAUGACGGUGGCGCUGGUGCUGCACAACUGGAACGGACUCACGCCACGAUCCAUCUUUUCGCUGUACUUGAUCUUCAUUUUGAGCACGCUGGCUUGGCAGAGCAUCGUGUGCUUUGCCUCGUCCGUAUCCCACCGCACCCCUGUCGUGUACAGUGUGCUCUUCAUGGUGCUCGGUGUUGGGUUCCUCUUCUCAGGCGUAUGUGUCGGCUACGACGACAUGGCGCCGAUCUGGUACUGGAGCUACUUUGGGAUGGCGCCGGCUCUCAUGGCGCGGUCGCUCAUCGUGGCCAGCACCAGCUCCGACCUGCAAGUGCAGAUGCUCGUGAGCAGUUCCAUGCUCAACAUGUCGCUGGAUGCCAUGUUCGGCGUGCUCGUGGCGUCGAUUGGGGGCUUUCGGCUGUUGGCGAUAGCCGUGUUUUAUUGGCGCGAAUAUCAUGCCAAGCAACUCAAGUUCAAGUCGGUGGAUUGGAUCGAAGCGCGGCUUCGUAGCUUUGCUUAAUUUCGCUGCGGUGUUCGAUUCUUGUAUACACUACUACUGUAGUAGUGUACAAGUACACUUGUUUUACAUACGUACAGUAGUAGUAGUAAAUUGAAUAACUCGACUUUUUAUGGUUCGUA